Penicillium cosmopolitanum is the source of this 1611-nucleotide messenger RNA. Its product is annotated as flavin-containing monooxygenase. The transcript has a single exon. Gene Ontology annotation, molecular function: NADP binding; N,N-dimethylaniline monooxygenase activity; flavin adenine dinucleotide binding. Bases 1 to 1611 code for a protein of 536 amino acids. NCBI's taxonomy places the organism in Eukaryota, Fungi, Ascomycota, Eurotiomycetes, Eurotiales, Aspergillaceae. The record is from RefSeq and is a predicted model, not a curated record.
AUGGGCUUUAUCUCAAAUCCACCACAAUAUGACGCCAUCAUCGUCGGCAGUGGCUUUGGUGGCUUAUACACGCUUCACCAAAUGCGCAAACAGAACCUCAAAUGUCUAGUUAUUGACGAGGGUUCGGACAUAGGUGGAGUAUGGCAUUGGAACUGUUAUCCUGGUGCUCGGGUUGACACCAAAAUCCCUCUGUAUGAGUUUUCUGAUGAGAAUUUGUGGCGAGAUUGGGUGUGGACAGAGAAAUAUCCCGGAGCGGAUGAGAUUCGCCGGUACUUUGAACACGUCGAAUCUAAGCUUCAUUUGAAGAGGGACAUCCUGUUCUACACUCGUGUAAUUGCUGCCAGUUUCGACAACAAUCCUAGUCAGUGGACUGUGACGACAAAUGAUGAACAGAAGCGCACAGCUCGUUAUUUCGUUCUCGCAACCGGUUUUGCCGCGAAAGCGCUUAUACCCUCUUUCAAGAAUUUGGAGACCUUUGCAGGCCCUUGCUUUCACACUUCUCGGUGGCCACAGGAAAGAAUAAAUUGCAGUGGCAAGCGAGUCGGCAUUGUUGGCAACGGAUCGAGCGGGCUACAGGUCAUACAAGAGCUCGGCCCUGUGGUCGAACAUAUGACAGUGUUUCAGCGCAGUCCUACUUAUGCACUCCCCAUGCGACAGCGCCCAUUGUCUGUCGAAGAGCAAGACAAGUGUCGAUACGAAGCAAUUUACGAGCUUCGCAAACAUACAUUUGCUGGUCUCGAUACUGAAUUCAGCUUUUUGCCAGCCACUUCUGUGCCUUCCGAACAGCGCCAGGCAUUUUUUGAGGAAAUCUGGGAGGAAGGCGGCCUGUCAUUCUGGCUGGGGACCUACCGUGAUGUUAUCAUGAAUAAGGAUAUCAACAGGGAGGCUUACGAAUUUUGGCGGAAGAAAGUCUUGCCUCGCAUCAAGGACCCGAAGAAUGCCGAGCUGCUAGCACCGGAGGAGCCUCCGUACUAUUUCGGCACAAAGAGAGCAACCCUGGAGCAGUGUUACUACGAAGUUUACAAUCAAGAUAACGUUAAACUUGUUGACGCCAAGAAUAUACCGAUCGUUGAUGUGCGGCCGAACGGCGUCCUCACCGCGGACGGGCAAUUCCACGAACUCGACGUUCUCAUUCUGGCUACUGGAUUCGAUUCGGUGACAGGCGGUAUUCUCAAUAUCGACAUUCGUGGCCGCGAUGGUGCUUCCCUGCGGGAAAAAUGGAAGAAUGGCACCUGGACACAUCUCGGACUAAUGACAUCUGGAUUCCCAAAUAUGUUCUUUCUCUACGGGCCCCAGGGGCCGACUUCCUUCUGCAAUGGCCCUACAUGCGCCGAAGUUCAGGGUAACUGGAUCGUGCAAACUAUCAAAUAUCUUCGAUCUCAUGGCAAUAACGAACUUGAGCCAACUGCGCAAGCCGAGGAAAAGUGGAGAGGGCUCGUCAACCAAAUUGGAGAUGCUACGUUGCUGCCGGCAACGAAGUCGGAGUACAUGGGUACCAAUGUUCCUGGAAAGCCGAAGGAGAUGCUCAACUACCUAGGAGGCUUGACUGAAUACAUCAAGAAUAUCUCAAGCACAAUCACUUCGGGGUAUUCUGAUUUUUCUAUCAAUUAG